Messenger RNA from Temnothorax curvispinosus, 1231 nucleotides. RefSeq lists its product as uncharacterized. The transcript is spliced from 3 exons. Gene Ontology annotation, molecular function: lipid carrier activity. Lineage: Eukaryota; Metazoa; Arthropoda; Insecta; Hymenoptera; Formicidae. Bases 77 to 1036 code for a protein of 319 amino acids. Gene Ontology annotation, biological process: lipid transport. The record is from RefSeq and is a predicted model, not a curated record.
CGGUAUAAAAGCGAUAUGAAAACGGUUUUAAGAUUCAGAGUGGCGUCAAACCACGGUACAGUUUGUAUACGGCAACAUGUUUGUGGCAACGUUUAUACCAUUCUUUUUAGUCGUGCAACUUCCCAUCAAGGAUGGUGCGUGGCCAUAUGGACCCGAGUACGUCUUCACCGUUCAUAUGAACGUGACGGGGACACCGCAGUGUCCUCGUCACGUUUCAGCGUGUGGCGGCCCAUCUGGUUAUCAUAUCACCUCUCGAUUGCAUUGCAUCCCGAAGAAAAAUAACACUCUGAGCUGUAGCCAACGGUACGUCAAUGGCCUUGAAUUUGGUAUCAACUUCCUGGCUCUCCUGAGCAAUGUCGUGAACCGACAGCGGAACAUCACCAAUGCGCCUAUCGAGCUAGUCUUUAACGAGGAAGGGAUCGAGAAGAUCAUUACGAGCCAGCUGACGCACACCUACGACCUUAACAUCUUGAAGAUGAUGGCCGAGCAGCUGCAUCCCGGUGACGAUUUCAAUAAUAUCGGAGACGGCACAUUCGAGGGUGUAACUGCAUCCACUAUAGGCAAAUGUAACGUCACCUUCAACGUGUAUCAUCGUACCGGGACUGAAAACGCAGAGACGAGAUCUCAUCGCGGUUUCCGAUUGAAACUACUACCGUGGAAUAUGCAUAUGACUUCUACCGAAACCCUCGUCAUCGACAAGACAACGAAUCUCAACAAUUGUAGCUGCUACGCAGACUGCUACUAUCGCAAAUACGGUGACACGGUCGUCUGCGAACGCUUGGAUGUGGAUUUGGAACAUACGGUUAGUCGCAUGGAAAUCAGUGAAACGAGUUUCAGUUCGUCUACAACAUGGAAGGGAACGUCGGUUUCAAAUAAUAAAACGUACAACGUGAUCGGAAUUGCAAAGGUAAUCUUGGAAGAUGUUCGACCUGCCACGAGACACCCACCCGCGAUCGUGAAACCGGGUGAGACCGAGAUACUUGCUAAUGAUGAUAUAAGAAGUAUUUCUAUUGUUCGUUAUAACAACAAUUAUUAAAAAUAUUAAUAUUACGAAUACACAAUAAAGUUAAUCCUAAAAGAAAACAUCUCACAAUAAAAGUCUGUAUGUGUAUAUAGAAGUUCAGUACCAAUUAAUAUACGAAGUACAUAAUAUAUAAAAAUCUACUGUACGCGUGUAUUACUUGUAUAACAAGAAUAACGAGUAACAAAUAAAAAAAAUGAAAAAUAAAAA